Messenger RNA from Hypomesus transpacificus, 4823 nucleotides. It is a transcript of the gene ccm2, whose product is annotated as CCM2 scaffold protein. The record is from RefSeq and is a predicted model, not a curated record. The transcript has 10 exons. The coding region runs from base 2616 to 3983 and encodes 455 amino acids. NCBI's taxonomy places the organism in Eukaryota, Metazoa, Chordata, Actinopteri, Osmeriformes, Osmeridae. Gene Ontology annotation, biological process: vasculogenesis; heart development.
UGCUGUCCACAAAUUAAAUUAACCAAAUAUCAACUUAGCUAGCGAGAUAGCCAGUUAUAGCCUGCGCCUGCCAGCUGGCAAAGUUGGCCUGCUAGUUAACUAACAAGUGUAGUUGAUGAUCUAUACGUAAAACACAUACAGAACUCCACAAAUUGAUUUCAGUUUGAGACACUUGAGACACAGUCUGAUUAAAAUGUUGGCUAUUCAAAAAAGAAAAACAGCUGUCAUACCCUAUGACAGCGUGAUGCCAAAGAUAACUUUAUUUCGAUCCUUUGACCAUUCUGGAGGUACUAGUAUUUGGACGUCAGUAUGAUCUACUCCCAUGCAAUGGUCAAGGUUUCAAUGUGAGCAUUGUCUUAGUCAUGGGCAGAGCGGGGGCCUAUCUAAACUCAGAUCAAACCUACACUAGGUCCAAGGUUUGGGCUAAAUCUUUCUCCGCCCAUGGUCUUAGUACUGACUCAAAGUGAAUUGUUUAUCUGAUAGAAUGGAGAACUAAAAAAAUAUGUGCUGAAAGUUUUCCCUCUCAUGACUGUAAUAAAAUCCCUUACUCUGAGACUGCUUCCUGUAGGCAUUGUUAAGAAGAGGCGUUGGUGUCAAAGGGGAUAUCUACUUGGUUUCAGCUGUCAAUAACUUUGGUCUAUGGUAGCAGGGGGUCAGUGUUUAUUUUAGGUACAUGACUGACCACACGAACAGACACACAUGCACGUGUCUUUCCUUGAGGAAGUAUUUUUGCGCCUUGCUGUGGGACUCCUUAUGCCCCACCCUUCUCCUGGUCCACCCAGGAGGAGGAGGAAGGGCAGGGCUUGGAGAAGCCAGACAGGAUGUGACAUAGACCUCUGUCUGCCAACACCAAAGUUGCAGCCAUGUGUAGUUUCUUCUUACAUCUGUUAGGCUUUUGAGUUUUGGGAGAACAGUCAUUCUGACUGAACUAACCUUCUGGAAAAACAGACGCUAGGCCCACCACUUCCUGUCCAGUUCCCUCCUCUGAGAUUAGCAGGGAGGGAUUGUUGCUGAUUAGGAACAAACAUGUUGUUAGCAGGUGGGCUGGUCGAGGCUGGGUAGAUAUGUGAAAAGGAGGAGUUUCCUGCUUAUAACUUUGAUACUGUCAUGAGCAAAUUUAGAAAAAGUAAAAUAAGAAAGGUAUUUAUUAAAAUGUUGGCCUCAUUCUGUGUUUUCCUUAAAUGUAUACAGUGGGGCACAGUUAUGGUCCUUGCGAUGCUUGAUCUCCAUCUGAAGGUUCAUGCGUCUGUAGGGCAGGCUUAAUUCUAGACAUGCACAACUGGUCAGCUGGAUCAGCCAAGUGUAAGUCAGUUUUUGUUAGGAUAUAGUCCAAGACUUUGUUAGCACAAGCAGGUGUGUCAAUAAGAAAAUUCCACUUGUACUAUGACCCGAGCAAGGUUUACACCCAAAGAAGAGACAUUUUGAAGCUAAAUAAAUGAAACUCACUGCCAAAAGAAAUACUUUAUUGUGCAUGGCGGCAAAAUACAAAUUCCCACUAGAUGGUGCUGUUGAAUAGGGCAGUCAGGUGGUCUUGUCUUAUCUCUUCAGUACACCUAACAGCGUUAGGUGAGGAGCGUCUCUCUCAUGACCUUUUAUCAAUAUACUAAUACAAUCGAAAUGUUGGAUUUCAAAAUGAGGUUUAAAAAGGGGGAAAAGCACUGCAUGGUGUAAAUUCCUUGUUCCCAGCUCUGUCCUUUCCAUGGGUUUGGUCCACAUGAAUAAAUGAGCCCCAGGAGAAGGUCAGAUAAUUGAGAUAAUUGUCGUGACCUAAGCCAGGCUUUACAUCACUCCCGCCGUUCUGCCCUCACUGACAUCAUCACAGGGCUUCGGAUAAAGACCCAUAUCAAUAAUGGAUACUCGUGGUCCCUGGGACUAUUUACCUUGAGCAAAUGUAUUCCAGGGGGGACUAGAAGACUAUUUGGUGCCCUGUCAGGAGGCUCCAAACCGAAGGUGCUCUUUCAUUAUUUGCCCAGCUCUCUCCAACUGUUCUGUAGACACAUAUCCUUUCCUCUGUAGUGUUACCAUGAAUGUAGCCUCAUCCUCCUCCGCCACAUGGCACCUUGUUGUCGUUGGUCACUCACCUGCAGAAGUGUGUCAUUACACCUGAGGGUAAUGAAAUGUUAAUGCCCCUCUUCCUGUGUGAAGAUGGCAGAGAAGCACUCUCAAAUGAUGAACCGAGGGUGUGGUUUGUGUAGAGAGCCACAGCGGAGUGUGUGGUUUCAUGUGGCAGAACAGAUGGUUUUAUGGUUAACUUGCUGCUUUAACAACCAGAAAAUGUUGUUUAUCUGACCUGGAUCUUGAAAAGCCUACUUCAAUUUGAGCUCCAGUGAGGGCUCUCCGACUUCAUGAACUUCAAAACUUGGUGUAAAUGUAGGCUUGUUAUAACGCCCUAUACUUCCGCAGCUGUUUAGCAAUGCGAGGGACACGUGCCAUCAGAGGAAGUCAGUGGUCGAUCUCUUUCCUGUUUUUGUAUCGAUGCUGAGGUAUAACGGGCCACAGACACACUCGCACACCUCCCAUUACCUGUGAGAGACUGGAGGCAGCAGGGUCUGUUGCUGCCAAGACCCACCACCUGUCGCUGGGCUGACCGAGGGUCACUCCCCCCAGCAGGGCUCAUGGAGAAUGAGCCUGGAAUCGUGUCUCCGUUCAAGCGGGUGUUUCUGAAGGGAGAGAAGGGUCGUGACAAGAAGGCCCAGGAGAAGUCCACAGAGAGGCGUGUCCUCCACACCUUCUCCCUCUCCCUGCCAGAUCACCGCAUCGACCCUGACAUCCUGCUCAACGACUACAUCGAGAAGGAAGUCAAGUAUCUAGGGCAGCUGACCUCAGUGCCAGGAUACCUGAACCCCUCCAGUCGGACAGAGGUUCUGCAGCUUAUUGAUAAUGCAAGGAAGUCCCACCAGCUGGCUGGUCAGCUCACGUCGGAGCAGGACGCCGUGGUGAGCCUGUCUGCGUACAAUGUCAAGCUGGUCUGGCGUGAUGGCGAGGACAUCAUCCUGCGCGUGCCCAUCCACGACAUCGCAGCAGUCUCCUACAUCCGGGACGACUCGCUGCACCUGGUAGUGCUCAAAACAGCCCAGGAGUCUGGAGGCUCCCCCUGCCCCAGCUCCUGUCCAGAGCUGUCCAAGUCCCAGACCCUGAGCUCCCUCUCUGAGAGCGGGGCCGUGCUGGUGGAGGUCUGCUGUCUGCUAGUGCUGGCUGUAGAGAACAAGGCUGCAGCUGAAGAGCUGUGCCUGCUCCUCGGCCAGGUCUUCCAGAUGGUUUACACCGAGUCCACCAUUGACUUCCUGGACAGGGCCAUCUUUGACGGAGCCACGACCCCCACCAGGCACCUCUCUCUCUACAGCGAUGACUCCUCCAGCAAGGUGGACGUCAAGGAGGCCUUUGAGGCGGAGGCCAGUACAUUUUCUUUCCAGGACUCUCUGGAGGCGGGGGACAACUCUCCAUCGCCGACCUCCACGCCGGCCUCACCUCAGACUAAGACGUCCAGCGAGGGCGAGCUGAGCACCACCGCUGCAGAGCUGCUGCAGGACUACAUGACCACGUUGAGGACUAAGCUGUCAUCUCAAGAGAUCCAACAGUUUGCCACCCUGCUGCAUGAGUAUCGUAACGGCGCCUCCAUCCACGAGUUCUGCAUCAACCUCCGCCAGCUCUACGGCGACAGCAGGAAGUUCCUUCUACUGGGCUUGAGGCCCUUCAUCCCUGAGAAGGACAGCCAGCACUUUGAGAACUUCCUGGAGACCAUCGGCGUGAAGGACGGCCGCGGCAUCAUCACAGACAGCUUCGGGCGCUACCGCCGCACCGCCAGCUCGGCCUCAGACUCCACCACCAACGGGAACGGAGCUGCGGGGGGCGGAGCCAGCGGGGGCUCAGACGAGGGGCUGGCGCCCUCCGAGGGAGACGAGUGGGACCGCAUGCUCUCUGACAUCAGUAACGACAUCGAGGCGCUGGGCUGCAGCAUGGACCUGGAGGCCGUCACGCCCUGACGGGCUGGAUGUGAAGGAGGAGGACCUGGGAAGGAUCCAGCCACACUGGCCAGUCACUGAGGCUGCUUCUGUCCCCACCAGCCUUUGUAGGAACAGGCUAUUAUUAUUAUUUGUUUAAUCAGUUUAGUUUUCUUUAUUGGCAGUAUCUGCCAGCUUACAAGGAUGUAGCAGAAUAAGUCCAUCUUGAGCUGUGAGCCUCAACCCACUUGUAUUCACCAAAGAACUGUGUAGACUUUUUUUAAAUUAGAUACUGUGUUAUGUUGUUGUGUUGUUUUAAGGUCAGUCAGUAACUUAAUCCACAAAGUGAAUUCCUGCAUAUUUACUUAAUGUUGUAUAUGCCACACUGUUGUAUACCUCCUUUUAUGGUUUGUGUAUUUUCAUGUUUUACACUCUUUAAAUGUUUUAUAUAGAUGUUCACCCAUGUUGUAAUAUCUAAAUGAAUUGGGGUUAUUGAAAACUGAAAUAUCAAUUUUAACUGAAAAUUAUCGUUCAAGCAUUUGGAUGGAAAAUAUGUUUGACAAAGCCAUUUAGUGAAUGGCUGAUUUAACAGCUCUAGCCUUAUAUUACAGUUGGAGGUGGUCUUUUUUCCGCUCAGUGAUUUUGAGACAAUAACGCAUUUCAACAUCAUGUUAUAAUAAUAACAUGAGUAACAUCCCAACUCAUGUAAAUAUCACAAUCACACUCUUGGGAUAUUUCCUGUACACCUGUGUGACCAGUCUCUGUGCCUUGAAAAGUAGUUGUGCUGCCAAGUGUCUCACACAAUAGGGAAAGGCUAUCUAACUGUAACAGUGCAAUGGAUGAGUGAACUGUGGUUAUAAAAUAACAAAUACUGUCAACAUA